Molecule: messenger RNA, 807 nt
Organism: Nerophis lumbriciformis (worm pipefish)
Lineage: Eukaryota; Metazoa; Chordata; Actinopteri; Syngnathiformes; Syngnathidae
Source: RefSeq, a predicted model, not a curated record
AUGGGCUCGAUCAAACAGAGCUUGACGGACUACGGGUGGAGCGAUGUUCUUCGCCCGAGCAUUCGAAGCAUGGAGACAGAUGGCGGUCAUCAGGCCGGCCGGGUGGUGUUAGAGCACCGCGAUGCCUACCGCAUCGUGGGCGAUGGUGGGGAGCGGUCUGCGGUACUGGCUGGCCGCUUGCGGCAACCGGAGGUUGCCGAGCUGCCGGCGGUUGGCGACUGGGUAGUGGUCGACGGCGCCGCGGACGGACCGGCGGUGAUUCACGGCAUCUUGCCGAGACGCAGCCAGAUCUCUCUCGUCGGGCUCGACGGCGACUUCAACGUCCGGCGUUUGGAGCGCCUGCUGGCGAUGGCUUGGCAGAGUGGCGCCGAGCCGGUGGUGCUGCUGACCAAGGCCGACCUCGAACCUGAGCACCUAGCCGAGCGCCGCGAGCAGGCCGAGGCGGUGGCUCCCGGCCUACAGGUGCUGGUCCUGAGCAGCUAUCAGGGUUUGGGUCUCGACCAGCUCGAGGCCAUCUUGCGGCCGGCCGCCACCUACGCUUUGGUGGGCUCUUCGGGUCCUAGCCACCGCAGCGGUGCGAUCGUCGGACGACCGGGGUCGUCACACCACCACCCGGAGCCCGGUUGCGCGGUGCUGGCGGUGGUCGCUGACGGCGAGCUCGAUCCAGCGCGGCUCGACAACUAUCGCGGCCUGCAGCGUGAGGCGCGCUUCUUGGAGCUGCGCCAGGACGAGGCGGCUCGGCGGGCGGAUCGUAAGCGGACGGCGGCGAUCCACAAGGCAGCCAUGCGCCUGAAGCCGCGGCGGUGA